Messenger RNA from Triticum aestivum (bread wheat), 2952 nucleotides. RefSeq names its product protein MLN51 homolog. The transcript is spliced from 12 exons. Gene Ontology annotation, cellular component: exon-exon junction complex. NCBI's taxonomy places the organism in Eukaryota, Viridiplantae, Streptophyta, Magnoliopsida, Poales, Poaceae. Gene Ontology annotation, biological process: mRNA processing. The record is from RefSeq and is a predicted model, not a curated record. Gene Ontology annotation, molecular function: mRNA binding. The coding region runs from base 170 to 2374 and encodes 734 amino acids.
CUCACGACAGAGAAGCUGAUCGAUCAGAAAAGGUGAUCAAAUCAAACCAGUCCGCCAAAAAACAGAACAGCUUUCCACGCGAGGUCGAGAAGCCUCUCGAACCUUCCGGAUUCCCUCAAACCCUAGCUUAAACCCUAGCAUUCUCGCCCAAAUUGGCGCGGCGGCCUCUAUGGCUGAAGAGGAGAAGGCGUCGACGGCGGAGGGGGACGAGAAGGAGGACGUGAGCGACGUCGACGACUCGCCCCUCCCGGCGUUGAGGCGUCGCGCGGCGGCGAGCGACGACGAGGAGGAGGGCGAUGGCGGCGGCGGUGGGGGGAGUGGUUCCUCGCCGCCGUCGAGGGUGGUCUGGUCCGAUUCCGACUCCGACGAGCUGGGCGCGACCGAGGUGGACGGCGAAGACGAGGGUUCCGAGGAAUGCGAGGAGGUUCGCAAGGAGUUCGACGCAGGAUCUGGGGGCGGUGGAGAGGCCAAGGAAGUGACGCCGGAUGAGGUGGCUGCGGCGCCGGAGGACGAGGGGAAGUACGAGGAGGAGGAGGAUGCCCAGGCUGAGACGGGAGCCGAACUGAAAGAAGAGGACAAGGAGAACAAGGGGUUCGAGCCCGACGCCGUGCCGAGAACAGGUGCCUUCUACAUGCACGAUGAUCGCUUCCAGAACAAGGAAAACCGCAGCCGCGGGCGCCAGAGGGACUUUUUCGGUGGCCAAAAGUUAUGGAAUUCUAAAGAUGAUAGCGUAUGGCUGCAUGAUCGGUUUAAUGAGAUCAAUACCCAUGAUGUUCAACAUGACAGUACAAGGAGGCCAAGAAGUCCAUUUAGAGCUUGGGCUGGUGGUAGAACUCAUGAUGUUAACCAUGAUCGGUUUGAUGAGAUCAAUACCCAUUAUGUUCAACAUGACAGUACAAGGAGACCAAGAAGUCCUUUUGGAGCAUGGACUGGUGGUAGAACUCAUGACGUUAACCAUGAUCGGUUUCAUGAGAUCAAUACCCGUUAUGUUCAACAUGGCAGUACAAGGAGGCCAAGAAGUCCUUUUAGAGCAUGGGCUGGUGGUAGAACUCAUGACAUUAACCAUGGUUAUCUAGAAGGAACCAAAUCCGCAUCCUAUUAUCAUGAUUACAGAGCAGACUACAAGUAUGGGAGUACCAACAACUACAUUAGAUUUCCAAAAGAGGCCAAAACUUCCUAUUACAGCGCCAAGAACUACAGAAGUGUUCCAAGAAAAUCCCAUUCGUACUAUGACGAGCAGAACUGGACAGAAUCUCGUAUCUGUUAUGUGAAUGCUAAAGGUUACAACAAUGCACCAAAUGUUAACAGAGGGAAACCAUCAAGGCCCUACCAACCUACCUGGAAGAAUACUUUCCAAACCUCUUCAGUGCAAAACAAUAGGACAUAUUCCAGAUCACGGAAUGAGGAGGGCUGUUCUGAUACAGGUGUGGGAAAGAACUCACAUCGAACUUUAGGUUUGCAGAAUGAACAAGAGUUUUCGUCGAAGCAAGAACCCUCCUUUGUAGAAAGAAGGAAAGCACGACCUGACAUUUUAAGUAAGCUCUUCUCAUCCUCCGUUCGAAUGGCACAUAGUUCUCUGAAACCUCAAUCUCGUCCCAGUUUUGGAGUGAAGGCAUUUGCUCCUUCUGGUGAGCAUGGAAAUACUGCUGGUUCUCUUAGUAUGGUAAAAGGCAUGCCUAACCUUGGUUCUCAUUCAACUGUAUCAACAUCAAAUAGCCAAUAUUCAGAAUCCAGGGAUCAAGGAAGUGGUUUGAACAUUGGUGUCCCCACAGAGAACAAACUUUCUGCUCAGAUAUUUCAUCAAAACAUUGCCAGUGCCAGCAAAAUUCAGUCUCAUCCACAAAAUACACUGAUAAGUUCAACUGAAGAUGCAGAGACCAGUCCCCCUCCUGGGUCAAACAAUUCUUUAGCACCGUCUGUUAUAAUAGUGCAGAAUGAUAAGGUAGAAGCAGUGAGUGGCUCUUUCCCUUGUGGUGGAGGUCAUGCUCUUGAUGUUACAGUAGCAAAGGACCUUACUCUUGGCACUCCAGCAGUGUUGCCAGUUAUGAAGUUUGGUGAGCAGCAUCCUAGGGGACCUGAUAUCCCAUGCAGUGGUAUGGCUUUCCCAGGACUUUUGGCUCAUCAACCCAGUGACAAUUCUGAGCUUAAUCAAAUUACUUGGCUGCAAACAUUGUCUGGUGCUACUGGGGUUCUUGGGGCAACACAUGAUCCUUCUUAUAUUGGCAGUCAUUAUCCCCAACUAUCAGUAUUCCCAAGACACGAUUGUGUGACUGAAGUUCCUGUUUUGUUGAACUCCCCUGAAAUACCAGGUCAUGAGCUUGGCCAGCGCAAGAACAAACUUCUCAGAUACUCAGAGAUGAACUUCGCUUCAUGAACAUGCUGUCAAUUAUAGCGCACAGCUCAGUACUUUCUAAGUCCAAGCCCUGAGCUCCUUUUUUUUUUUUCCUCCUGAAGCACUUUGUCACUGUAACAAAAUACACCAGGUAUGCCCACUUUUGCAGCUUCCGAGUAGAUCUUGGAAAAAGAUGCUGCCCUCUUCGUUAUUGACAGAACUUAAUUGCAUUGACUUGUGAAUCUAGGUUUUGUUAUAGUAACACAUAGGCUUUGGAUGAUGUGUUCACUGUUUCUAGGCAAUUGGCACUUUGACUGCCAUGGGAGGAAGUUCUCCCCUUUGCUGUUUGUACAACUGUAUAUUCAUAUUCUAUUUUGGUUUCAUUGGAACCACCAACCUAUUUGGUUGCAAAAUUCUGCCAUGAGUUGGCUAGCAUCUCAUUCUUCUUGAACUGCCUUGGGUUCAGCAAUCACUAGGAAACAGAGAGCAACCUUUAUAUACUCUUAAGAUGUAUUGUGAUUUUUCAUUGUUUGUUCAAUCAUGCAUGUGGCAUGUACGAGUCUAAAUUAGGUUAUACGAUUCGUGGGUGUAAAAUGUGUAAUCUUGCUGCUCGAUGUAAU